Messenger RNA from Oryctolagus cuniculus (rabbit), 3265 nucleotides. It is a transcript of the gene DDX23, whose product is annotated as DEAD-box helicase 23. Lineage: Eukaryota; Metazoa; Chordata; Mammalia; Lagomorpha; Leporidae. The record is from RefSeq and is a predicted model, not a curated record. Gene Ontology annotation, molecular function: RNA helicase activity; nucleic acid binding; ATP binding.
AGCGCCGCGAACUCGCCUUCCCAGCUUGCCGCGCGGCAAGGGGGUGCAUCUCGGCGACCAGGAAACGGGAAAGAUGGCGGCUGUUCGGCGACGUUGAGGCCGCGUUGGGCGGUUCCGACUCAGGGUGAUGGCAGGAGAGCUGGCUGACAAAAAGGACCGAGAUGUGUCACCUUCUAAGGAGGAAAGGAAGCGCUCACGGAGCCCUGACAGAGAGCGGGAUAGGGACCGGGACCGGAAGUCUUCCCCCGCUAAAGAGCGGAAGCGGCACCGCUCAAGGGAUCGACGCCGCGGGGGCAGCCGCUCUCGUUCCCGUUCCCGUUCCAAGUCUACAGAGAGAGAGCGGCGGCACAAAGAACGAGAACGGGAUAAGGAGCGAGAUCGGAAUAAGAAGGACCGAGAUCGAGACAAGGAUGGGCACCGACGGGACAAGGACCGGAAGCGAUCCAGCUUAUCUCCUGGCCGAGGAAAAGAUUUUAAAUCUCGGAAAGACAGAGACUCUAAGAAGGAUGACGAGGAUGAGCACGGUGAUAAGAGGCCUAAGGUGCAGCCACUAUCCCUGGAGGAACUUCUGGCCAAGAAGAAGGCUGAGGAAGAAGCUGAGGCCAAGCCCAAGUUCCUCUCCAAAGCCGAGCGAGAGGCCGAAGCUCUGAAGCGGCGGCAGCAGGAGGUGGAAGAGCGGCAGCGGGUGCUUGAAGAGGAGAGGAAGAAAAGGAAACAGUUCCAGGACUUGGGCCGCAAGAUGUUGGAAGACCCUCAGGAACGGGAGCGUCGGGAACGCAGGGAGAGGAUGGAGCGGGAGACCAACGGGAACGAGGAUGAGGAGGGGCGGCAGAAGAUUCGGGAAGAGAAGGACAAGAGCAAGGAGUUGCAUGCUAUUAAGGAGCGUUACCUGGGCGGCAUCAAAAAGCGGCGCCGAACGAGGCAUCUCAAUGACCGCAAGUUUGUGUUCGAGUGGGAUGCAUCCGAGGACACAUCCAUCGACUACAACCCUCUGUACAAAGAACGGCACCAGGUGCAGUUGCUAGGGCGAGGCUUCAUUGCAGGCAUUGACCUAAAGCAGCAGAAGCGGGAACAGUCACGUUUCUAUGGAGACCUGAUGGAGAAGAGGCGAACGCUGGAAGAAAAGGAGCAGGAGGAGGCAAGACUCCGCAAGCUUCGCAAGAAGGAAGCCAAGCAGCGCUGGGAUGAUCGCCAUUGGUCCCAGAAGAAGUUGGACGAGAUGACGGACAGGGACUGGCGGAUCUUCCGCGAGGACUACAGCAUCACCACCAAAGGCGGCAAGAUUCCCAACCCCAUCCGAUCUUGGAAAGACUCUUCUUUGCCGCCUCACAUCCUGGAGGUCAUUGAUAAGUGCGGCUACAAGGAACCGACACCUAUCCAGCGUCAGGCAAUUCCCAUUGGGCUGCAGAAUCGCGACAUCAUUGGUGUCGCUGAGACGGGCAGUGGCAAGACGGCAGCUUUCCUCAUCCCGUUGCUGGUCUGGAUCACCACGCUUCCCAAAAUUGACAGGAUCGAAGAGUCGGACCAGGGCCCUUACGCCAUCAUCCUGGCUCCCACCCGCGAACUGGCUCAGCAGAUCGAGGAGGAGACUAUCAAGUUUGGGAAGCCCCUGGGCAUCCGCACCGUGGCUGUCAUUGGUGGCAUCUCCAGGGAGGACCAGGGCUUCCGGCUGCGCAUGGGCUGCGAGAUUGUGAUUGCUACCCCGGGACGUCUGAUUGAUGUGCUGGAGAACCGCUACCUGGUGCUGAGCCGCUGUACCUAUGUGGUUCUGGAUGAGGCAGAUCGGAUGAUUGACAUGGGCUUUGAGCCGGACGUCCAGAAGAUCCUGGAACACAUGCCCGUCAGCAACCAGAAGCCAGACACCGACGAGGCGGAGGACCCCGAGAAGAUGCUGGCCAACUUCGAGUCAGGAAAACAUAAGUACCGCCAAACAGUCAUGUUCACGGCCACCAUGCCCCCAGCCGUGGAGCGUCUGGCCAGGAGCUAUCUUCGGCGACCUGCUGUGGUGUACAUUGGCUCUGCCGGCAAGCCCCACGAGCGGGUGGAACAGAAGGUCUUCCUCAUGUCUGAGUCAGAGAAGAGGAAGAAGCUGUUGGCAAUCCUGGAGCAAGGCUUUGACCCGCCCAUCAUCAUUUUUGUCAACCAGAAGAAGGGUUGCGAUGUGCUGGCCAAAUCCCUGGAGAAGAUGGGGUACAAUGCGUGUACAUUGCAUGGUGGAAAAGGCCAGGAACAGCGAGAGUUCGCUCUGUCCAACCUCAAGGCCGGUGCCAAGGAUAUUUUGGUGGCUACCGAUGUGGCUGGUCGUGGUAUCGACAUCCAAGAUGUAUCUAUGGUUGUCAACUACGAUAUGGCCAAAAAUAUUGAAGAUUACAUCCACCGCAUCGGCCGCACUGGGCGAGCAGGCAAGAGUGGCGUGGCCAUCACCUUCCUCACCAAAGAGGACUCCGCUGUGUUCUAUGAGCUGAAGCAGGCCAUCCUGGAAAGCCCAGUGUCUUCCUGUCCACCCGAGCUGGCCAACCACCCAGAUGCCCAGCACAAGCCAGGCACCAUCCUCACCAAGAAGCGCCGGGAAGAGACCAUCUUUGCCUGACACAGCACUCUUCCCGUAGGCCUAAGGGCAUGAGCCGAAGCUGCCGGGUGCCUCCUAUCCCUCUCUCCAGACUCUUAACCCUGGGUCCUGGCAGCUUGGGUGACAGUCAGACCGCCUGGCCCAGACCUCCACUCUGGAGGCCUGAGCAUGGUGUUGCAAGAGGGGAGGAAGUCACCACCGGUGUGGCCCUGCUCUGCCCCUCCGGGGGCCUUUGUGAUUGUUCUGGGCUGUCCGCUCACGCCAGGUCAUGGGGGCAGCAGUGGGCACUACCCAUCCCUGCCCCUUGUCCUGGGUGAGAGCCUGGCUGCCUGGCUGGGCCCUCCUUUGGCACAGGUGGGACUGUGACUGGAAGCUGCAGCAGCGUCAUGGCCCUAGAUGACCCGGGGAGGGGGUUGGGGGGUUCUGGCACGGUGAGGACUGUGGAGCUCGGACUCUCAUCUUGACAGCUGCUUCCCCACUUGGAUUCUAGAGCAAGUUGAGAGCCUUUGGGACUGCAUGUCCCCAGGCCCAGGGGUGCUGUGCACUCCAGGCAUUCCUCCCCCAGGGAAUUUUUAGUAGAUGUGGGGACAGGGUGAGCUGGCUGUGUUCAUCUUUAAGUCACUGAGUGAAGUUUCUGUUUUCUAUUCUCUGAGAAGAUGAGUUUGUAUGUUCUGAGAAUAAAUAUGGGAAUAUUAA